AUGGGCCAUAUUGUUCACCCAAAACGGAAAACAAAGGCAAUGCAUAACAUUUUACUCCACGAACGUCGUCGACUCUCAGCGCGACAGAUGCUUGGUGCUUGCAUAAUGACCGGAAUGCCAUAUACAAAAGGUGCUCGCUUUCUUUCUCUUUGUGGAACUAAGCCCCCUGUGAAGAGUGGUGUCAUGAGACAACAGAGAUUUUGUGACGAUAAGAUUAGAAGACUUAAAAGUAUUUCUCUAAUGCUGUCGAGAAAGUCCUUCAGUGGUUACUUAUCCAUUGAUGCAAGAUGGACGCACAGGCGAAACUCGCCAAGUUGUACAAUAACUGCGCUCGAUGCUGUCACAAAAAGAGUUCUUGCAUGCGUGAACAUCAACCAUAUUGGUGGAAACAGACAGCAUGCUCAGUAUUCCGGAGCUUCCAACAAUAUGGAAAGUGCUGGAACUCGAAUCAUCUUGAAGCAAUUAAAGAAAUACAAUAUCUUGAAAGAUGUUAAAGAGAUUAUUAAAGACCGAGAUAACAAAAGUGUCUCUGUCUUUAAAGAAUUUGAGUUAGUAUCCCUAUCUUGGGUACGGCGGCACUGCGUUCCACCUUACCCAAGAUAA
Messenger RNA from Trichomonas vaginalis G3, 603 nucleotides. RefSeq names its product zebrafish ch211-108c17.2-related family. The transcript has a single exon. Bases 1 to 603 code for a protein of 200 amino acids. Lineage: Eukaryota; Parabasalia; Trichomonadida; Trichomonadidae. The record is from RefSeq and is a predicted model, not a curated record.